AUGAUUCGUUCAAAAUCCCUUUGCUCUCCAAGAAUUGUAAGCAGCGCUUUGCCUACAGAACGUAAAAAUAUUAAGACAGCUCAGAAAGUCUACAUAUGAGAAUCAUCUAUCCCGCAGGAAUGAAAGCAGAAUAAGAGUGUUAAGCUCGAACUAAUCCAUGUGUCCCAGACAAACAAAAAUAAAAAUACCCUAGAUUUCCUUGUGGAAACUCAAAAGUACAUCAAUAAAAUCUGCGGCAGAAGUCUUGACCAAAUCAGAAAUAAUCAAUUAAUUUCUCCUUUGCUAAAUUUAGCAAUUGAGAAAUCUGGCACAAGUAACAUCCCUCGCAGAAAAAGAAAGUCGACCACUCAAAACAUGUCGAUCCUUGCAGAAGGGUCUAAAGGCUUGUUCAUAUCAGAACUGAGCCCUCCAAAGACAAACACCUUGGCAUCAAAAUCAUACCUCAGUCCUCGAAGCAUUUCCUUUCAAAAGCUUGCUUCAAAAUCUCAAAUAAUAACAACUAAAAAACAACCAAUUCCACUCAUUGUGAAUCAGCUUGGAACUGAUUUCUUGCAUCGGGUAAAUAGUGAACAGCAUAUAAUUCACAGUUAUUCCAUCCCCAAUGGAUUCAAACUUCAAAAACCUUCAACUUCCAACUCAAUUCUCUUAUCUCCUCGAAGUCAAGACGAACAAAUGGGAACUUUUUUGAAUAGGUUUGAGAAUUCGAACAGAGUCCCUUAUAAAGUUCCUAGAUCAAGAGAAGGGGUCAAUGGAUGAAAAUUAUCAGCAAGGAGAACAAGGGGGAAAAGGGAAAACACUGUAUCAAGCAUCUAUCGAAAAAUGAAGAGCAGCAGUGAAAGACUUAUCCAUACAGCAAAUCAAUAA
Molecule: messenger RNA, 864 nt
Organism: Blepharisma stoltei
Lineage: Eukaryota; Ciliophora; Heterotrichea; Heterotrichida; Blepharismidae
Source: the annotation of a GenBank genome assembly